This is a messenger RNA of Nerophis lumbriciformis (worm pipefish), 954 nucleotides long. Its product is annotated as salivary gland specific protein SAGSIN1. The record is from RefSeq and is a predicted model, not a curated record. Lineage: Eukaryota; Metazoa; Chordata; Actinopteri; Syngnathiformes; Syngnathidae.
AUGGCGGGGCUGUCUCACUUGGUGCUCCGCUUCUCGGGGACUGCGGGUCGCAGCUACGGAGUGUUUUCUAAAGGCUUGACCAGGACGCUGAUGAUCUUCUUCCACCUGGCCUGGAGACUGAGAAUUAGGUUCCCUUACAUCUACCUGGUCGCCUCCAUGAUGUUCAACGUCAGACUGCAGGUACACAUUGAGAUCCACUGAGGGGCUCGAUGACUUCGCCCAGACUGAACGCCAAGCGUCAUCUCUUCCGUCUCGAUGAGGACGAUGACUGCGCUCGCACUGCCAGCCAGGUGACGAAGGCACCUCAGACCUUUUACUCGGGCCUUCAGGCCAAAAGUCCAGUGCCUUUUGCAGGGGGGGAGGAAGGCAGCGUCGGGCCGGCGUGAGAGGGGUGGGGGGGGGGAUGGUAAUGUUGAAGAUUCAGGAGCUGCUCAAGUUUUUUGCCCCCCCCCAGCAUGACACACUGCCUUUUGUCCAUAACAUGUAUAUGUCCUGCAGUCAAAUAUCUAUGGACUCUCUCAGUACAACGCCAUAAAUGCAAUGUCUGCACUAGCAUGACUUAUUUUUUUUUACUUGAAUUGAGGUUAUGUAGCUGUAGAGGCAAGUACAUCGGCUACCUCGCCCGAGCGCCCCCUACUGGAAGCUUUCAGUGAAGGAAAGGCAGCAUGUUGUGGUCACACUCGCUGUUGUUGUUCUCCAUGUCAUCUGUACUGGAAAUUGGCAUUCACAAACAUAAUAACGUGCGGUUUUUUUUGUCGUUAAGUGUUAUUUCUGUGAGUGUUUGUAAGGAUGAGGUGGAAAAAAAUGAAGAAUGAAUUUGUAAAGCAAUAAAUUCAUGAAAUCAACCAACUCUAGCUCAUUUAAAAAAAACUAAUGAUCCUAUCUUCUAACCAUUUUCUUUUUACCUUUUAACCUCAUUAGAGUGGCAGGUAAGAUGGAGUCUAUGCCUUUGAG